UUAGGGGAAGCUAUAGAGUUAAUGAGUCACCCCCCCCCCUUUGUUCUGACUCGAGUCAGCUCUGUGGUUUAACGGACAGAAAGUGAGACGCUGCCGAGACGAAGACACGCUGACUGACUGUCACUAAAUCUGAUCACAUGACCUCCACGGACGACAUCAUGACGGCGUUCACCACAGAGGACCCGUCCUCCAUCAGCGCCUGGGCCACCACCGAGGAAGAAGACUACAGCGACUACGACCACCUGUUCUGUGACCGGGAGUCGGUGCGAGCGUUCAGGCGCCGCUACGAGCCGCCGCUCUUCUGGAUCAUCGCCGUGGUGGGCGGCGCCGGCAACAUGGCCGUCGUCUGGAUCUACCUGAACUUCCGUCGGCGUCUGAAGACCAAAACGGACGUGUACCUGCUGAACCUGGCGCUGGCGGACCUGCUGUUCCUCGUCACGCUGCCGCUGUGGGCCGCCGAGGCCGCCGGCGGCGCCUGGAGCUUCGGCCCCGCCCUCUGCAAGCUCAACUCCGCCCUCUACAAGGUCAACCUGUUCAGCGGCGCGCUGCUGCUCACCUGCAUCAGCGCGGACCGCUACGUGGUCAUCGUGCGCUCGGCGAAGGCCCAGAACUCGCAGGCGGAGCGUCGGCGCCGCAGCCGGCUGGCGGUCGCUGCCGUGUGGCUGCUCGCUCUGCUGCUCGCCACGCCGGAGCUCGUGUUCGCCACGGUCGCCGACGUGGACUCGACCUGCAGGAUGGUGUUCCCUCCACACCUCGGGAACCGAACCAAGAUCCUGGUCCGGGCGCUGCAGGUGAUCUUCGGCUUCUGCGUGCCGUUCGUCGUCAUGGCGUUCUGCUACAGCGUCAUCGUGGCCACGCUGCUGAAGACCCGAAGCUUCCAGAAGCACCGGGCGAUGCGCGUCAUCCUGGCCGUGGUCGCGGCGUUCGUGACGACCCAGCUGCCGUACAACGCCGUGCUGGCGGUGCAGGCGUCGCAGGCGUCCAACGUGACCAUGGCGUGCGAGGAGAUGAAGCGCUUCGACACGGCGGGCCAGGUGCUGAAGAGCCUGGCCUACCUGCACGCCUGCCUCAACCCCUUCCUGUACGCCUUCGUCGGACGCCGUUUCCGCCGAGACGUCCUGCAGAUGCUGAGCGUCUGCCGCCCACGCCAGCGCUCUCCAUCGUCCAAUCAGAGCAAGAGCUGCCGCAGCUCCACCAGAGCCUCGGUGAUGUCAGACAGCGACACCUCGCAGGCGCUCUCGCUGUAGAGACGCACGCCAACAGGACAUUAACCCUAACCCUAACUCUUUUCCCGGGACUUUAUCAGACAGCGACUAACGCCACUUCCGGUGUGUGCUGUCAGCGGGACAUUAAGUCGAGUUUCCCAAACGUUCUCAGGUGUUUCCUGGACACUGAAUGUGAUGUAACUGUAGCUGCUGAUGUCGGACACAUCACAGGACGUCUGCGACAUGAAUUUGAUUGAUGAUUUCUCUCCCAGCUGCUGGUUGUUUAAUGUGAAUAUUUUAAGAAACAAUUUGGAAACGUGGCUGCUGCUAACAGAUGCAAACAGCUAUUGGCAUCUGUUACCAGCUGUUAGCAGCUGGUAACAGAUGCUAACAGCUGGUAACAGAUGCUAACAGAUGGUAACAGAUGCUAACAGAUGGUAACAGAUGGUAACAGAUGUUAGCAGCUGGUAACAGAUGCUAACAGCUGUUACCAGCUGUUAACAGCUGGUAACAGAUGCUAACAGAUGCUAACAGAUGGUAACAGAUGCUAACAGAUGGUAACAGAUGGUAACAGAUGCUAACAGCUGGUAACAGAUGCUAACAGAUGCUAACAGAUGGUAACAGAUGCUAACAGAUGGUAACAGAUGGUAACAGAUGCUAACAGAUGGUAACAGAUGCUAACAGCUGCUAACAGAUGGUAACAGCUGGUAACAGCUGGUAACA
Molecule: messenger RNA, 1928 nt
Organism: Perca fluviatilis (European perch)
Lineage: Eukaryota; Metazoa; Chordata; Actinopteri; Perciformes; Percidae
Gene: ccr9a
Product: chemokine (C-C motif) receptor 9a
Exons: 4
Coding region: 138-1247 (369 amino acids)
Biological process (GO): chemotaxis; immune response; G protein-coupled receptor signaling pathway
Cellular component (GO): membrane
Molecular function (GO): chemokine receptor activity; scavenger receptor activity; chemokine binding
Source: RefSeq, a predicted model, not a curated record